GUAAACCAGGAGCUCCUGUUGUGUUUGUUGACGACACCACACGCUCCUCCGUGUCCCUGAUGUGGAACCGGCCCGUGCGCGAUGGAGGCAGCCGUGUGACCGGCUACAUCGUGGAGAUGCGGCCGCAGGACGGUGAGGAGUGGACCAAGGCCCACGCCACCUCGGCUGUGCGGCUGACCGAACUGACCAUCGACAAACUCACAGAGGGACAAGGCUACAAGUUCCGCGUCAGCGCCAUCAAUGAGAUCGGCGUCGGCGAGCCCGGAGAGGUGGACAGAGUGGUCUUCGCCCGUGACAUGCUCGAAGCCCCUGAGGUGGAGCUUGAUGUGAGUCUGAAGCGGGCCAUGAAGGUGAGCGCAGGUGCCCAUCCGCAUUUACUGCCCCAUCAAGGACAAACCUUAACCCACCUGCACCUGGGAAAAGGAAGACAGAUUGUGUAUGCAGACUUGGCGAGAAGAUUCGGUAUUCACAACAAACAUCAUGGCGGUGCAGUCGUAAAACAGUUUUGAAUGAUCAGCAUGUAAACACAUCAUCUUUGAAGACCUUCAGGCACCGCCCAGCGAAGGCUCGGAGAGCAUUGGGAAAGGUGUACUCAGAAAUAAGCACAGCAAGGACAAGACCUAAUGAUAAGAUCAAAAACAGCAUAAAUGAAAUGCUUGAAAAUGGAGAGCUGUCAAUGGGAGAACCCAUUGUCCCCACAACAAACAAAAAGAUUGUGGUAGAGGAGGGGGAAGUGUUAGAGAAGGUCACGAUUGAAACUGGGAGAAAAGUCCCCCUGAAGGACAUUCAAGCAAAUCUGCUGAAAAAGCAAGUACAACAAGGCUUAAUCAGGCCUGUUGAAGAGUGUGACAAGAUGGAUUUAAGAACUGUAACAGACCAACUGAUAGCCAUUAAUGAGAAUGACGAGUCACUGACACUGAAAGAAAAACAGGAGAAGUUAGCAAAGCUAAGAAGUACGAGGUACUUAAUGUAGGUGGCAUGACCACAGCACCCUUCUCAACUCCGGGUACUUGAUGGGCACUAUACACACCCUCUAUGAUACAGCAGUAUAUUACACACAAGAAGAAAUGGAAGAACAAGGAAAAUACAUCAACAUCCAGAGUCUUGUUGAAAAAUCAGAGCUGUACUUGCUGGCACGGUGCAAAUCAUCAAUUGCCGAACAGUUAAGAUAUUCAAGCUGUCAAAGGAAAGACAUCAAAACCAUGCAAGAUAUGGAGUAUGAAGACCAUUGUACGUCUGAUGUCAUGCCUAUCUUCACAGGGGAUAGUCCUGCAGAAUGGCUUGAAGUGGGAGAACAACAUUAGGGUCUAUAUGGCUGUUCUGCUGGUUGUGGUGCGCCUAUCGAAAGGUUCUGUGAUCUAGGCUUUUGCAUGCGGCGGCCUGUAAAGUCAAUGGAAGACAGAAGGCUACUAGUAGAGUCCAUGCCAGCAGGACGAAAGGGAGGAAUUGCGCCGUUCAACUCCCUGAAGAAACAAGACCUCAUCAGGAACCUGGAUGCAACAAACAUUGACUUUGAUCUGGAGUGCAACAAGCCUGGACUAGAAAAGCAGUUAAGAGAACAUCUAGCAGGUGUAUCAAAUGUCCCAGCCCUCCUGUAUGGUGACCAACACAGAACUGUAGACGAGCUAAAUCUCGGACAGUAUGAAAUCGCCCCAUGCGAGGCCCUGCACAAUUCAAAGGAACAUAUUAAGAACAUCUUAGAAGAGUUACCUAAUCAUCUAUGUGACAAAGAUAAGGCAGCAAUGAAGGAGGUGGCUGCAAUGUUCCAGGGCAAAGAAAUGCAAAGGGGAGUCGAUUACCGUAAACACUUACUAACAGUAACAGUCAAAAUGGCAACACAAGAUGGUAACCCAAAGGCUAUAGCACUGCUAGAAUCCUUGUGCAACAUAACCCACAUCCUGUACCUUGGUGAACAGGACAGGACAAAUCAGCAGAUUUUGAGACUGGCAAACCAGACGUAUCUUCAUGGUAUCCUUGUCAGAGAAGUCAUUGGCACAGAAACAAAAUCGAUCACAAAGAGAAAGCUGUACGGCCAGUAUUGGCAUUCGCUAACAACCCAUGCACCAAUGUUAUACAGAAUAGUUAACCUCAAGUCGGUCAAUGCUGAAAACCAGGAACGGAUGUUCGACAGUCUGAAGGGUAUUCUCGGCCAAACAUCAUCUCGCAGGCCAAGCGAAGUGGUAGGAAUGGGGGUCUUAAGGCUACAAGCUGAGCAAAGAGGCAACGCUGAUAACGUGUCACAGGAUGAAAGUCAAGUAUCUAGCCUUGGGAGAAACCUGCGUGUGAUUCUUCCCCCCCAAAACACCCUGAUCCCCUGGCGGUACUUAACAAAGCCUAGCCUUCGCGGACACUAUCAACCACACCUUGAGAGAAUCGCAGACUUUCUGGUGCAAGGAGAAGGAGUUUGGUGGAAGAGAACGGAAGAUGGUAUCUUGUUUCUGGAUGCUCCAGGUUCCAACCACAUCCCAGAACCUCCUGUCCAUCACUUCAGAUCGACAACCUACAAGAGGGAACAGGAGUACCUGGAGGAGAGAUGGAAAGUCUGCAUUAGAAGGCAGGUCGCAGGUGAACUGAUGCUACCGCAUGUAAAGGUGAAGGUGUAUGAGCCAGAGGGUGAUAAUAUGCAAAUUGUAGAGACUGGUCUGUCUUGGUAGGUGUAGAUAUAUAUAUAUAUAUCAUGAUAUGUUAAAGGCCCAUUAUGUAACUUUCUUGACAAUACAAAAGUA
Molecule: messenger RNA, 2726 nt
Organism: Branchiostoma belcheri (Belcher's lancelet)
Lineage: Eukaryota; Metazoa; Chordata; Leptocardii; Amphioxiformes; Branchiostomatidae
Product: titin-like
Exons: 3
Molecular function (GO): protein binding
Source: RefSeq, a predicted model, not a curated record